Limulus polyphemus (Atlantic horseshoe crab) is the source of this 5036-nucleotide messenger RNA. Its product is annotated as transmembrane protein 19-like. The record is from RefSeq and is a predicted model, not a curated record. Gene Ontology annotation, cellular component: membrane. Lineage: Eukaryota; Metazoa; Arthropoda; Merostomata; Xiphosura; Limulidae.
ACUGACUGUUCUAGCUUUAUCAACAUGAUUUUGGCUUGUCUACUUACAUGUUUACUCCUAAUUUCUCUAAUAUUUUGGUUUGUGUACUGUGUAACAGGAUUAUUUGCUUAUGAAGAAGAACUUCCCUCCCCAGUUAGGUUGUUAUGGGCUGUGUCAAUCCCAUUUGUUGUUGCUGCAUGGGGUCUGAAAGGAAGGAGUGUUUCUUGGUCAGGUGCUGCUUCAGGAUUCGUAGUUGGCUUUCUCCUAACAGUUAGCAAUUACCAGUUCAUAGUUUGUUUGCUGGCUUUCUUUGUGUCAUCUUCCAAGGCAACGCGAUUUCGAUCUUGGCAAAAAAAAGAAAUUGACAGCGAAUUUAAGGAAGGAGGAGAAAGAAAUUGGGUUCAAGUAAUUUGCAAUGGAGGGGUUGCUUCUGAACUAGCUCUUCUUUUGAUGAUAGAAUGUGGUGUGGGAGAGAAACCUAUUAAUUUUGAUAAAGACUUCAGAUGCUCCUGGCUUACUGUUUCUGUUAUUUCGGCUCUUUGUGGAGCAAAUGGUGACACUUGGGCUUCAGAGCUUGGUCCAGUCUUUUCAAGAGCUGACCCAAUAUUAAUUACAAACUUGAGAAAAGUUCCCAAAGGAACAAAUGGUGGAGUGUCAGUACCUGGUCUUCUGUUUAGUGCCUUUGGUGGGACACUAAUUGGAACAUCUUAUUACGUAUCACACCUUAUUUUUCACAAUGAAGAGCAUCUCUUUAGCAGUACACCACAAUGGCCAGUUAUCAUCAUAGCUACGUUUGCUGGUUUCUUUGGGUCAUUUGUGGAUUCACUUCUGGGGGCAACUAUACAGUUUUCAGGUAUAAAUAAAAGAACUGGAAAAAUUGUAGGAGCCAGGGGAGUUGGAAUUAAACACAUCAGUGGGAUUGGACUUUUAGACAACCAUGCUGUCAACCUUGUAUCUACACUUCUCACAGCUCUUCUUAUGCCUGAGGUAGCUGCUACCACCUGGCCUGUGUUUCAAUGAGUUAUUCAGAACCAGAUUUUUGUCACUAUCUUUCACAUAAUAGAAUUAUCUUGAAUCUUAACUUCUUUUUUUUCUUUUGAAACACUAUCUACUUUCCUUUCUGAAUAUUUCAGCCAAUUAAUGUUAGCUGUAUGUAUAUCAAUCCUUUAGGAAUAAUAUAUUUCCUAUUUUAGAAAGCUUUAGUUUAUGUUUGAAAAUUCCUCUGUAUACCUCAGAUGUUGAGAAAGUUUCUGAUUGCUACACUUGUCAUAUGUACAUCAUUUUCUUAAGGUCAUAGUGAUUGGCAUUUUGUUUUUGUCUGUCAAAAACCUUUGAACUUAGUGUGUAUAUAUGUAGUCUACAUGUUCACUGGAAUAAUACUCAUCUUUUGCAAGUAUUACUAUGUGGUUUUAAAACAUUAGCUAUUUUAAUAUGCUAUAAAUUGUGAGACUGGAAAAAGUAUAGCAAUUUUAAAAGAUCUUACAGAUCUAUAAUAUGUAUCAAACUGGCAGAAACAUGAAUAUUUGAAUGUAUUUGUAUGUCUGUGACAUAUAAGUGGAAGAGAAUGGUUUUAAUAAUUUGAGUUCAUUUGAUUAAUUUAGGUUCGUUGUGGAAUAAAAUAAUGGUUAUUCCUAAAAAUUACAGCCAGUUUUCAUUUACAUUGUGAGGAAAUGGAAAAAGAGUAAAAAAAUAAAUAUCUCUAAACAUAGCCUUAAAUAGUAGUGAGGGUUCUAUUACUUUCAGAAAAAUAAUAUCAUUAUGAUAAUGAAGAAGAAACAUAGGGUGAGUUAAAAUUUAACUCAGUAUUUGUAUGAUAACUUGUUAGUUUCAGCAUCAAACAUUUGAAAAUAAAAAACAAACAAACAAUUAAUGAUGGUGAUGUAUCCUUAUAAGUGUAAAUUGUUUGAUUAUAUCCAAGUGUCGGUAAUGACUAAUAUUGUCUAUGAUCAUGCAUUCUCCGUAGAAACCUAUUUUGCAGCUUAGAGAGUUUGGGAUUGGGAAUAAUAAUCGCCAUCUGACUGCUGUUAGAGUUACAACUUUCUUUUUAUACUUUUGUCUCUGCAGCUUAUCUCUAAAUCGAAAUGUUUGUGUUUUAUAGACCUUAAGACAGUAUUUUCUUUCAACUCUUCAACUUGCAUGUAAUAAAAGUCUUAGUUUAGAAAUAAAUUCUCGGCCAGAUAAUUGCUAUAACUAAAAUGUUUAUUUACUUAAAUAAGUUUAGUAAACUUUUUUUACUUCAUUCAAUUAAAAUGUUUUUUAUUUUAUGUUAUUUCAAACAGUUAUAAGUGUUUUAUUCCAGAUAGUGUUCUAUAAAUGUUUAUGAGAUAAUGUUCGCAUUAUGUAUUUGAAGGCUGUGCCUUCAUUAAUGAUAUGAUGUAACUGUUAUAUGUAUAUAGGUUAGCAGCUAACUGGAAUAUUAGUGAUAUAUGUACACUGAUAUAAAUGACAUACCAUAUCCCAUUUCAUUCUGUAUUUAUUAUCAUGUGGUUUAUCACACCAGUGAAGUUAUUUUGCAGCACAUUUUUGAAUUUUAGUCAACUGUAUUUUUUCAAACAGUUCACCAAUACCCAUAAAAACUGAUUCAUCGGUAUGUUUUGAGGAUUAUGUUUCUUCCUGUAUUCUUUCUGGGAUUUUUUAUGGGCCUUAAGAAAACAUUGCUGGGUUUGUGCUGAGUGCUUUUUCAGAUAUGGAGUGGAUGAAGGAAAGUAGUGUUUGUUGUACAACGAAGGUAGUACAAAUUGCAAGAUAGAGCUCUAACUGUGUUCACAUCUGACUGGUUAUUAAAAUGAUAUAUGGAUCCAAUUUUGCCAAGUUUUUUUUAAUAAUAGGUUCCAGAUGCAGCUGAAAAUUAGAAAUGACAAAGUUGGAGCAAAGACAAUGAGGAGUAAGGUUGGAUUCUCUGGAACAAUAACUAGUUGAUAGUUAGUUAACUGUUUAUAUUGGAAUCUAUUAAUGAUUUCAAAAUUGAGAAGCAAGUCUUCUGGUUGAAUUUAUGUAAUUUUAAUUUAAAAUAUUGUGGAGUUCAUUACAGCUUGAAAAUUACUAGUACAUCCAAAACACCUUAGGAUAGGAACAAGGUAUCAGGUUAGUUAAUAGCAAGGUAAAUUUACUGUAUUACAUAGGAACAUUGUACUUAUGGUCCUUUGGUAGUACAUAUGGUUCAGGAGGUCUGAAACUGUGAACCAGAUGGUGGCAGAACUUUUUUGAUCCUAUAAUUUGUUAUAGUUGUUCCUUCCACUCUGUUUUAAUUACCACUGAAAGAAAAAUCUAGCUCUUCUGUGAAUCAGAAGGCCCAAGGUUUGAGACGAUGUUGCCAUUUAACAAACCCAGCACUUUCAGCUCUGGAUAUAUUAUAAAAGUGACAGUCAACCUAUUAUUCAGUUCUGGGAGUGAGACAGAUCCUUUUUUGACAGAGGUGUUGCUGACUGACUGCCUUCCAUCUGGUCAGCAGCUCAAACCUGGGAUGGUUAAACUUGACUGCUUCGACUAUGUGCACCUAAGGUGAUGUUCACCUUGAAAGUACUAAUAUAAGCGCUUUAAGAACUUAUUACUAAAUGAUGCUGAAAAAACUUUAAAGGUUGAAGAAGUGAUUACAAUUUUAUAGAAAAGUGUUGGUGGGUCAGCAAGGACAGUGCAACAGCAGAUAUAUUAUUUUCACAACGAUUUGAUCUUUUGUAGGUUCUGUGUAGAAAAUGUGCUACAGUAGUAGCCCACUUAAAAAAAUAGAACAGGCAGACAACAUAGUUUACUUCGUUUCCUUCACCAAAGAGAAAGUUAACAAACAAAUCAAGAAUGUACUUUUUUUUUCAAUCAAAAUAUUAAUUAUGAAUUAAUCCUUACGAUAAACAUGGUGUAUUAAAGUGGAAAAAACAAAAAUGUGUUCAAAAUCACAAGGUUCAAAAUAGGUGGUGGAAAGAAAAUUUGUUUACAGAAAAAUAUUGUGUACAUUCUUCUUCUAGACAGCCUACCAUGUGUGAACUGUAACUACCUUGAAGAUUUAAUGCAUUUAAACCUGAAAUCAGUGUUGCACUCUCGUAUGUAGUAUAAUCUAAAAUUCCUUCUGACAUAUGCUGAAACAAAAUUAUUUCCAUUCUGGAUAAUUAAAGAUUUUUAAUUUGAAUAUAUGUUCUAAUAUAUUUAGAUCAGUUUUAUAUUUUCUUUUUUUAAUUUUGUAAUCAUUGAAUUGUUCAAGGAUUUUGCUUGACUUCUUGUUUGUAAUGUUGAGUAGACACUGAUUUACUGUGAGGUGGAAAUCUCUGUUCAUUCACUUUUUUGUUUUUUGAGUAACAGCUGUGACAAUUCUACUGAAUAUAAGAUUUGAACAGCAGUUAUCCUACAAAAUUACAGUGUAUGUUCUAAACAGUGAUUUAAGUUUUCAUGAGUAAAAGAUUAAAUAAAUGAUUUGCCAGAAGAUUCCUGUUUUCAAUGUGCAACUAUGAAUUUCUUAAUCAUGAUAUGAUUGUGAUGAUUUUGUUCAGUUUCCCUUCAUUUAAUUAUUUGAGCAUAUAAAUUAUCAGUAAUGCAGUGCUAUUUAAAUAUAUUUAGAAACUGUUAAUUUUUCCAACCAUUACUUGAAACUUGCUAAUCAAAAGUAAUAUUUUACUGGUUUUCUUAUAGAGGAUAUCUCAUACUUAUUAAUCAAACACAGUACACCUCAGUUUUUCUUUUUUUAAUAUAUCAUUGUUCUAAAAUAUGCUAUGUUUCCUUAUGUGAUAAAAGGCUAAUUACUUAGUCCUAAGAACUUAGGUAAUUCAAUUGAAGCUCAGUUUUUUAUAACAUGACAUUAAGUAAGGUGUUAAGGAGUUGCUACACAGGUAGAAUAUGUAAUAUUUUAUGUGAAUAAUAGUUUGUUUGUUAGUUUAUUUAAGAAGAAAAUGUAUGAAUUAAAAUGUUAUAAAGAUAGUUCUGAGUAAUAAAAUGGUUAUAUUUCAAGCUGGUAGACAGUCAUUUGAUAAUGCUUUGUUAAUAAAUAUGUUUUUGUUUGUUACACUGGAACUAUCCAUUUUGAUUCACAUAAUAAUUUAUCACACCAAUAAUUGUUAACAAAUGUAAGACAA